GGACGAGCCACGUCGCCGCGACUGAGAGGCUCCUCUCUGGUCUCAAGGGGGAACCAUCCAUCCACCCAACAACCUCGCAUCGCACCGCCUUCCCCUCCAAACCAACCACACCCUUCGACGUCACAAGCCUCCAGAUUCAGGCUUCUCAACGUCUUCCACGCCGACCUUCCACUUCUUCCAUUGCCCCUCCCUCCCCGUCUUCAUACCCGAAGUACUGUACGCAUCGGUGCUGACCCCGCCCGAACCGCCACCAUGAAAGCCGCCCUGAUCCUGUCUGUUCUGGCCUCUGCCGCCGUUGGCGUUGUCGCCGAGGAGCUCAAGAUUGACGUGACGCUGCCCGUCGUCUGCGAGCGCAAGACCAAGAACGGUGACAAGAUCCAUAUGCACUACCGUGGCACCCUCGCCGCCGACGGAUCACAGUUCGAUGCCAGCUACGACCGGGGCACUCCCCUCGUCUUCAAGCUUGGUAGCGGCCAGGUUAUCAAGGGAUGGGAUCAGGGUCUCUUGGACAUGUGCAUCGGCGAGAAGAGGACUCUGACCAUUCCCCCCGAGUUCGGUUAUGGCCAGCGAGCCAUUGGCCCUAUUCCCGCCGGCUCGACCCUGAUCUUCGAGACGGAGCUCGUUGGCAUCGAUGGCGUCCCCAAGCCCGAGAAGAUCGAGACCAAGGUUGUCGAGAAGGCCGAGUCUGCCGCCGACAGCGCUGAGGAGGCAGCCGAGUCUGCUACCGAGAAGAUUGCCGAGAAGGUCGCCAGCGCCGUCGCUGAGGCUGCCGACGCCGCCAAGACCAUCCUCGCGGAUACCGAUGACGCCCCCGUUCACGAGGAGCUGUAA
Messenger RNA from Fusarium falciforme, 831 nucleotides. Its product is annotated as Peptidylprolyl isomerase. Gene Ontology annotation, molecular function: peptidyl-prolyl cis-trans isomerase activity. The coding region runs from base 253 to 831 and encodes 192 amino acids. The record is from RefSeq and is a predicted model, not a curated record. Lineage: Eukaryota; Fungi; Ascomycota; Sordariomycetes; Hypocreales; Nectriaceae. The transcript has 5 exons. Gene Ontology annotation, biological process: protein peptidyl-prolyl isomerization.